AUGGAGCCAAGGCGACACUUCUACCGGCUAUACAAACACUGCCAUCUAUCUUUUUGCAGACCAAAAUUCUCAUCAAUUGCGAGAAUAUCAUCAAAGGUCGCAUAUUCAAGGAGAUGCGCGCACACUACAACUCUCUCACAGAAACCACGAGUCUUCCCUGGUUCGGGAUGGGAGAACAUCGACCCUUCUGUCCUAAUUGAAGAAGAGAGCAUUCCAACCUAUAAGCCCGAGAAAUUCUAUCCCGUCCGUAUUGGUGAAAUUUUCAAUCAUCGAUAUCAGGUUGUUGGCAAGCUUGGCUAUGGUUCAACUGCGACCGUGUGGCUAUGCCGUGAUCUCUUGCCAGUCAUGUCUGCGGCCGUUGUUGAAACGUUUCAGAUUCUAAAUCCCGAUGGACAUAGAAUUCAUACAUGCCUUGUGCAUCCGCCGCUAGGCAUAAGCCUCGACCAACUCACAUCACUUCUCCCUGGUAAAGUCAUGAGCAGCUCUAUGGUGAGAACUACUAUGCGAAAUAUCCUCGCGGCUCUCGACUUCCUUCAUACCGAAGCACAAGUCAUACAUACAGCGGAGGUUGAGGCUCCCGUACCCCGAAAGUCUCUUUCAGAUCGUAUAAUCUACGUCUCACGACCACUCCCUAUUUCUUUUGGCACCCCUGUGCUCUGUGACUUGGGAGAGGGUCGAUUGGGAACAGAGAACCAACAGGGUGAUAUCAUGCCGGAUAUAUAUCGCGCACCGGAAGUCAUUAUGAACAUGAAAUGGGACAAGAAAGUUGACAUUUGGAAUGUCGGGAUGGUGCCGAAGAUUUGGGAUCUUUUCGAACGUCGUCACCUCUUCAAGGCCCGAAAUGACGAGGGAAAGCUCGAUGAUGGUCAGCAUCUAGCAGAAAUGCAAGCUGUUCUAGGAAUGCCUCCUGCACAAUUUCUCGCUCGAAGCGAGAGGUCGCACCAAUUCUGGGAUGCCAACGGUGCGGUUCCGACUCCGGAUUACGAUCUCGAGACUCUGGAGGAAAGACUUGAAGACGGCGAAAAGGAAGAUUUCUUGCGAUUCCUUAGGCGCAUGCUUUGCUGGUUGCCGGAAGAACGAGCUACUGCAAAGGAGCUGUUGUUCGAUCCUUGGUUGAUGCACGGUCUUUUCAGAUAA
Molecule: messenger RNA, 1137 nt
Organism: Aspergillus niger
Lineage: Eukaryota; Fungi; Ascomycota; Eurotiomycetes; Eurotiales; Aspergillaceae
Exons: 5
Coding region: 1-1137 (378 amino acids)
Biological process (GO): regulation of mRNA processing; protein phosphorylation; spliceosomal complex assembly
Molecular function (GO): protein kinase activity; ATP binding
Source: RefSeq, a predicted model, not a curated record